Messenger RNA from Enterobius vermicularis (human pinworm), 252 nucleotides. The record is from the annotation of a GenBank genome assembly. NCBI's taxonomy places the organism in Eukaryota, Metazoa, Nematoda, Chromadorea, Rhabditida, Oxyuridae.
AUGCUUUGUAUAUUUGGUUGGCAAAAAUCAAUAUUGAUGCGGUUAUGCGAGCUUCCGCUCAGUUACUUUUCCAAUCGUUCUCUUAUGAUGCAAUUAUUCCCAACACUAUGUGCGAUUUGUUUCCGAAAUAGGGCUGCUGUUGAACAGAUUAAACGCGUUUUAAGUCCAGUUAUGCUAGUUAACUUCCUCAAGGUUACGGUUAUCUCUUUGACUUUUAUUUUCAGUGUAAAACUUUUCUCUAGUAUUGGUUGA